This is a messenger RNA of Dimorphilus gyrociliatus, 4933 nucleotides long. NCBI's taxonomy places the organism in Eukaryota, Metazoa, Annelida, Polychaeta, Dinophilidae. The record is from the annotation of a GenBank genome assembly.
AAUGAAUUCCCAAAACUAUGCCAAAGAACUAUUAGCUAUAACAUUAGAUUUAAUAACAACUUUCUUCAAUUCUAGUGGCUGCUUCCCACUUGAAUUACGAACAAAAGUAAGAAUACAUGUUAUCGAAGUUUUAUCCCAAUUUAUAACUUCCCACGUUCAUCUCUAUGAGAAUGAAUUAAUAGAUGGUGUUAUUCUACCUGUAUUGACAAAUAUAGAUCAAGAUUUUGAUAUUGCUGUCAGAAAGAGAACAACUCAAUUGCUUUUGCAUGUUUGUCAUUGUUGUACAACCUCAAAAUUUAGUGAAGUUAUUCAAAUAUUAGAAAAGAUAAUGCAGAGACCAUUUAGGUCGUCUAGACCCGGAUCACCACCAUCUACACCAGUAUCCUAUUGUUUCGAAGAUGUUAACUUGGCUGUGUGCGGUUUAGCAGCAAUGCUAGAAGUUAAAAUUACUUCUAAAUAUAACCUUUCAUCCCAAGUUGUUCAAAUAUACGAUUGUCUAAUUAAGCAUCUUAAGUGCCUAUAUUCGCCAACAAAUUGCCGUUUUUUGGAUAGUUCAGUUAAAAGUCGCUAUGAGAUCUUAAGAGUCCUUCUAAAUAUGAGAAGCGAUAAUCAAAAAAGGCUGGGAUAUGUCAAUAGAAAUAAAGGAGACAAAGUAAUCUUUACUUCAAAUAUUAUAUUCACAAGUUCAAAAGUAACUAAGUCAAAAAAUGAAGAAUCGAUUAAAAAGUCAUGUAAAGAUGAUGAAAAACAAUUGAAAAAAAGUUGUUCACAAGUCGACGAAGAGAUACAAUCUACUGAAACACCAAAUCUAUUUUAUAUCAAUUACGCUGAUGCUGUUUCUUGCUUCAUAUUAUGUCUAAAAUAUGAAAGUGAAUGGGAUAUAUAUCAUUUAUUAUUUCAAGAAACUCCUAAAAUUUUACGUAAUAAGAGUCUAAUUUUAACAACGAUACGUAAUGCAAGGAACAAUGGUGGAAGUGAAGAUAUUGAAACCUUUAGCCAAUUAAUCUGUGAUAUGAUAAGCACUACUUCGCCAAAAGCUUACGAAUCUUUUAAAAAUAAAAAAGAAGGUAGCGUUACCAAACCAGACUUUCACUGCAACAUAUUUCCAGUAUUAACGUGCCUACCCAGUUACCAUAACUAUUUAAAUAGAAAUAUAUUGCAACAAUUCAUUCAAUGCCUCGAUUUGGGUUUGAUCUCCAAAUGCGCUCGUCUGUGCGUCUGGGCCUUGUCUGUUUCUGCUUUUGAAAUGCCCAAUGUCCUUAUGAGGCAAUUGCCACAUAUUUUGUUAAUUAUUACACAAAUAUCUCCAACAAGGCAAAUGUCAACACCAUUAAUGGAAUUUUUAAACACUUUUAUUCACCUACCGCAAUUGUUUAUUAAUUUUUGUGAUGAUGAUUAUCUAUCGGUAUUCGCUAUUGCUAUGCAGUAUACUAAUCCUGCAAGAUAUUCGCAUUAUACAGUAUCUUUAGCCUAUCAAGUAAUAUGUGUUUGGUUCUUAAAAUGUAAAUUAGAAUCGAGAAAACGUUAUGUUAAUUUUAUUGUAAGAGGUUUGGUUAAAGUUUUAAAUCAAUUCGAGGAGAAUAUUUCAAGAGCAAGGGCAUCCAAUAAUUGUAACGAAACUAUGCCAAGAGGAAGAUCACACACAGAAGAUGUUACCGUACUAAAGAGAGCAAAAACUGCUGCUGUACAAAAUGUGAAGACGGCUGCCUUUCAUCAAGAAUUAACAGAAACCUGUAUUGAUAUGUUGGCCAGAUACGCCUAUUCAAAUUGUUCAAAUUUUCCUACCAGGUCUGCAGUCGCUGAAUUUCUUUUAAAAAAUGGAACAAGUGAACGUUGGGUAAUAGGAAAUAACGUUGUAACUAUUACUACCAGUGGAAGUUUAGUUGGCCCAUCUGGUCUUUGUGAUAAAUGUCUACAUUUAGCUGGUAAAUUGGCUGAAAAGAAAAGACAAGAGAAUCAACGAAAACGUCAUCAGUCAGCGGCAUGCGAAACUAGUCAAUCCACAGUUGUUGUCAGGCAGAAAAGCUUCGAUGACAUGGGAAUUGGUAGGAAAGAUGUUACCGAAAACACAACUGCAAAUGAAGAACCGGUAAAUCCUAAAAUUGAUGAAAUAAUGUUGGGCCUUGGAAAGAAUAAACCAGAUGACGCAUCCAUAUUUACUCAAUACGAAUGCAGUUGUUGGGUAAAUGCAUGGGUUGAAGUACAUAUAAGACGACCAACAGGAAACGUAAGCUGGUUAAUGAGAUCGCAAAAUGAUACUGGUAUUAAUCAGGGUGCACCUGGAUUCCCUCUUUGGAAUAUGCAUCUAUUAAUGCAAGAGGAAAAGUCAAAAGAUUCCAAAUCAAUAUCAAAAAGAAAGAAAAUUGAUAGCAUGUCCAUUGCCGAGAGUGAAUAUAAUAAUAUACACCAACAAAUCUUUCUUGGCUCUUCUCCACCGAACGGUAAGGCAGAAAAAGAUGGAUUUGAUCUAAAGUUGGCACUUAUCGAGGAAGAAACUUCGGAAAGCGACGAAGAAUCUGAUAAUAAUGCAGUCAAUCUACCUGAGUUAAAGAAAAGUACUUCUACACCGGUUUUAACAGCUGAUAUAAUGACUAAACUAACAACUGGAAAUGUUAAAGGUGACUUACAAGACGUCUUUCAAAGGUCGCAAGACUUGAAAAGUGAUAAACUUAAUGGUGAUUUAAAUAACGGCGAUACAGAAGAGAACGAAACAAUGCCAACUUCUUCAAACAAUGGUAAAGAAUCACCGAAAGAUUUUAAAGACCAAAAGCAUGGAAUUGAUCCAAAUUUUGUUUUUCUUCAAUUAUUUCAUUCUGCUUCUGUAUCAAAAAAUAGCGAAAGUGCUUUUUAUAUACCGCAAAGUAGUGAGAGCCUUAACAGAAGUAUAAACAUGCUUGAUAGACGGUAUCCGUUUGAAACUCAUAAAAUUGCUAUUCUUUAUGUUGGACCUGGUCAAAUUAAUGAUGAAAAAGCCAUAUUAGCAAACAGUGGAGGAUCCAAAAGAUAUAUACAGUUUUUAUCUAGUCUUGGUUCGUUACUUCGCUUAAAAGAAGAUGAAAUUGAAGAAGAAAACACCUACUUAGGCGGAUUAGAUACGAAAGGAGAAGAUGGAGAAUUCACCUAUUGUUGGCAUGAUGACUUUAUGCAAACUGUCUUCCAUGUUGCUACCCUAAUGCCAAAACGAUCAUCAGACGUUAAUUAUCUUUAUAAGAAGCGUCAUAUUGGAAAUGACUAUGUCACAAUUGUUUACAAUGAUUCAAUGGGAGAAUCUUACAAAUUGGGAACUAUACAAGGGGAAUUUAAUUAUGUGAAUAUAAUUAUUGAGCCGUUAGAUGAAAUGAGUAACGCUGUUACGGUUCAAACUAAAGAAGAUAUAGUAGAAAUAAUUGGCCAUACUGAUACAAAGAUUAUUUCUGAUGUAAAUUUGGGGAAAUUAGUCCGACAAAUGGCUGUUCAUGCUAACUUAGCUUCUGUCAUAUUACAAAGACAAAAGAAUAAUCCUAAUGAUCCAUACGCAUCCAAUUGGCUGGAACGCCUAAGACAAAUUAAGAAAAUCAGAAGCAGAGCAGAGUCAGCAAUGAAUGCUACUUCAUUUAAUGAUUAUAUAAGAAAGGGAAAGGAUGAAGCUCGGAAAAGUGUCCUAAUUAAUCUUGGAACUCAGAAUAGAUUAUUAGAGGCGUGUUCUCUAAUCAAAAAUUGCGUUGGACGAGCCGCCAAUUCUUGUAUUACUUAUUCAAAAAAUGACAAAUAUUACGCCCUUUUCACCCUCCACUCCGUACAAGAUGUAGAAAAGUUACUACAAUCAACUCAUUUAUAUGGAGCUCAGAAUAGUAUAACUAUGUUUACAAAAAUGCUUUGGCUACCACCGAACUCGAGGGUUAGCCCAAAUAAACAAAGUAUACCGAAAGUCGUCCUAAAAGAGAAACCUACUCCAGAAUGCACUAAGAGCAGUCUCAUAGCUUACAAAUCCAUUUCAAAACAAUUAGAAAUCCUUUGUAAUUCUUAUCGUAUGACGCCGAUAGAUCAAUCUCUUCGCUUUAUGAUAUUGGUCAGUGUUGAAGAUAUAUUUAAAAAACUUCUUCCUCGUAGUCAAUUGACUCCGUUCGGAUCAUUCGUUAACGGGUUUGGUCAACACGGUGGCGAUUUAGAUAUAACAAUGAACGUAGAUAUUGGCGGUGAUUUGUGGAAAGGUCACGGAUUUUGUUAUAUGACAAAGAUUGUUGGAGAUGACGAAGAAAGAAUAUUUCAAAAGAGUGCUUUAAACGCUUUAGGUGGCAUUUUACAAAAUUUCGCUCCACAAUUUCAUAAGAUUCGAAAAAUAAUUCAUGCAAGAGUUCCAAUAGUUAAAUUUGUUCAUAGUAUGACUAAUAUCGAAUGCGAUCUUUGUAUAGACAAUAAUUCAGCUUUAGAAAUGUCAGAGUUAUUAUAUAAUGUAUCUUCGUACGAUAUUAAAAUUCAUCAGCUAGUCUUUCUUGUAAGGCAUUGGGCAAAAAGCAAUGAAUUAACAAAAUCCAAUCCUGGUCCAUGGAUGUCGAAUUUUAUGUUGACAUUAUUGGUUUUAUUCUAUUUGCAAAAGCAACAUAACCUUCCUGCACUGCAAGAAUUCAAUAACAAAAGCCGGUUAAAGCCUUCCGCUAUUAAAAGGAUUUCCUUAGUUUUAAAAUCUUCUGAAAAUGAAAUAGAAGAAUGGGAUGCUGCUUUACAUAUUGAAAAUCCUAUUGAAACUGAAUUGAACGUUUGUAAGAAUGUAUCGCAAGAUGAAUUAGAUAGAUUUAAGGAUAUUUGUAAUUGCUCAUUUAAAACUUUAAAACUAGAUAAUCAACCUGACAGGAUGAUGGAAAUCCUUUUUCCGCAAAGAACAAAUGGCGAUAUGCCCUCAGAUACAGAAGUUGAAAGUAUUCACAUGUCUAAGCUAUUUGGCGAAGAGAAUUGA